Messenger RNA from Oppia nitens, 2141 nucleotides. RefSeq names its product transcriptional regulator Myc-A-like. The transcript has 2 exons. Bases 628 to 2061 code for a protein of 477 amino acids. Lineage: Eukaryota; Metazoa; Arthropoda; Arachnida; Sarcoptiformes; Oppiidae. Gene Ontology annotation, biological process: regulation of transcription by RNA polymerase II. Gene Ontology annotation, molecular function: protein dimerization activity; DNA-binding transcription factor activity, RNA polymerase II-specific; RNA polymerase II cis-regulatory region sequence-specific DNA binding. The record is from RefSeq and is a predicted model, not a curated record.
AUAUAAAACAAAGAAAUGAUAUAAAAAUUAUAACAUUUGUUUACAAUUAGUGUAUGUUAUGAUAUAUGGGCGCCAAAAGUGGCGUAAUAUUAGUGGUAAUGCCUUAGGCGGACGUAUAGUUUGAUAGCACCUGUCUUUUUGGUGGACCUUAAGAGACAAUAGUUUAGUUAAUGAUUAUUACUGUUAUUAAUAAAUGGCAUCUGUUUUUAAAUUGACCCCAAAUGCCAUUUACGCCACUGAAGCGCACCGGUAGGCGACAGGAACUGCUUUAAAAAGCAUAGAUAUUGGAGACACGUUUAGUACGUAUAUGUUAUGCCGGUAUUAAAGCACAAGUGUUGUGUGGGACAGACACUACAGCGCACGCCUAUAGCUGUGAAGCCAAGUGUGGGCUAUAGAGAGAGGGCUUCGCAGGCAUACAGUCGAGACAUUGCAUACAUUGCUCUGUUAGCUAUCCUUACAGACAGACAUUCACUUUAAAUAGACGUCUAUAGACUAUACCCUUGUGUUACGCAAUCAUACUUUAUAUAGACUUAGCUAUUAUUGUAGUCUACUAUCGGAGCGCUUAAUACAAAUCAAUAGUUGAAUGCAAAAUAAUAUCAUCUAAUUUGGUAUUCAUUUGCAGACAAAAUGCCGGUCAGAAUUGAUUCAAGUGUUUUCACAUUUCAAACACAUCCCUGUUUUGAUUGCGAUGUCUUAAAUGAACUAAAAGACAUCUCCGAAGAGUUUACCACUGAAGAUAUGACUGACAUAUGUCUGUCUCCGUGUGAAGACAUAUGGAAGAAGUUUGACGAUUGUUUGCUAACACCUCCACAAUCACCACCACUUAGACUUGAUUUGGUGUCUGAUUUGGUUGACUUUACUGAUGGCGAUAGUUUGUCGAUGACUGAAAGCUCAAUGUUACACAACGCUGAUGUCUUACAUGACUGUAUGUGGUCGGGACAGUGUGUUGAAGACAAUAUUAUUGGCUGUUCAAGACAUAGAUGUAAUUCUAAUGCUAUUCGCAUCUGUGGUCGCAACCAUACGAGACCCGAUACACCUUUCAAUACACUAUCGACUUCACCAUUGAUGUCACACACAUUUACUGACAUAUUAUCAACAAUGAGUAGUGACAAUUCAAACGACGAUAUGGAUGACAGUCAGUCUUCAAUGGAUGAAGACUUUAGCAGUGGUGCCGAGUCUUCUUCACAAUCGAGUUCAAGCAGUACUUCAUUUGCAAAAGUAAAGCAAAGUUUGAUUAACGAUCACUCAUACGGCGGUUCAUUUGCCAGUAGUCAUCAAAAUAGCAAAUCCAAGAGUACUUAUGAAACGCAAAGUCUUAUAUAUCCCAAACAUAAGGUUCAGACGAGAUCUGGAAAUAAGAUUAGAUGCCAUAAAAUAAAUGGCAAAAAGAUUAAAAUUAUUAAAGCAAAUUCACCCAUUAGUAGUAAUAAUAAUAAUAAUAAUAGUUGUAAUUCAAUAGUUGGACCCAAAGAUACCAACAAUAGGAUACCAACAGUUCCCACAGUUCGCAUCAUUAGAAAUGACAAACAUUUCAUCAAAUCUAAGACAUGUUUAGAUAGUAAUAGUAAUAACUGUUCUAAAGAUAGUUCGGAACAAAAGAAUUGCAAGUUUUCGACCCGAAGAAAGGCAUCGACCGUAUCGUCGGAACGGAAAGUAAUGUUUGCUCAAAACAGUCAGUUUCUCAAAAGUAAAGUUAAUGACAGACUCAAAGAAAGUCAUUCCGAUGAUGAGGAAGAAGAAGAUAAUGAUAACGAUAAUGAUUCGAAUAGUGAAAAGACACCAAAAGUAGGUCCUUUGAGGAGAAGAGAACACAAUGAUUCCGAAAGAAAACGAAGAGAUCACUUGAGGAAUGCAUUUGUUAACCUUAAAGACCAGAUCCCAAAACUUAAGAGCGCAGAGAAAAGGCCGCCAAGAAUUAUGAUUUUACACGAAGCGACCACUUAUGUGAACCAUCUCAACGACAAACAAAGAUAUCUUGAAAGGACUCUUAACGCGGAAAUCGAAAAACGGGAACGACUUUUGAAGAUAUUGUCGAAUGAGAUAAAAACGGAAUCCAAUUAAGAUUAUAAUUAUUACUAUUGAUUAUUAUUAUAUUAUAUAUUAUAUCAAUUUAUAGGAAUAUGAAUUAUUAUUACAUAUAU